Molecule: messenger RNA, 1437 nt
Organism: Sparassis crispa
Lineage: Eukaryota; Fungi; Basidiomycota; Agaricomycetes; Polyporales; Sparassidaceae
Exons: 1
Coding region: 1-1437 (478 amino acids)
Source: RefSeq, a predicted model, not a curated record
AUGCGUGUUCCACGCCGUCAUUUUUGGAAGCGUCAAGAGGGCCCAGCUGCACCUUCCGGAAUUCCUGGUAUAGGUGGAGUAGCCACGCAGAGCCAGCAGAGUAUCACUGCGACAGGUCUAAUGAUAGACACAUCCGCAUCUGCAGCUACUUAUUCUGCCCCCCCGCUUGACGGAUCGUCGAUCCCGGUCGUAACAUCUACGCCUUCCUCAACAUCGUCCGUCAACCUCGCCACUUCUUCCCCUGCCUCUGCUUCUUCGGCCUCGUCCGGCUCCAACAUACCUAUUGGUACCGUCAUUGGGGCUUGCGUUGGCGCAUUUGCAGGUCUCACACUACUCCUAUUUCUCUGUGUCUUCUGCUGCAAGCGCCACAACCGGGAGAAAUCCCGCGGCGAUCCUUCGUCCCUCGGUAGCACACGCGGUAAUGCAGACCAACCCCGCAAUCGGGAUUCCACAUGGAAGAGGUUGAACGGGGAUAACGAGGACAAAUGGGAGGGAAUGCCAGGCAAGCGGGAUGUCCGUCGUGAUACGGAGAUGACGGAGAAGAACUUCUCCAUGUUCAAGAAAUCGCCUAGCAUUUAUACGACUCGCACCGCAAAAACCAUCUCUGACGAGGACCACGGCUAUGAUCUUCCCCCGUUCGAAUUCUCGAAAUAUCACCCCAGUCUUGCGGCUGAGCUUGCACUUCAGCAGCCCCCGCGUCCAUUCACUGAGCGGCAGGAUAGUGGUGUCUCAUGGGGCGGCUCAACGGCUGCGGACGAAUCGUUCUUGUCUCUCCAUUCCAUGCGGGCGGACUCUGGGACUAUGUCACCCACGAUGGUGAUGGCGAAGAUGACUCCGCCCACCACAUCAUCUCCUGUCCACAAAUGGGAGUCGGCCGAAGUUCUGACAAUGGGGAAAGACGACAUGGCUGGACCCCGGGAGGUCCAGAAUCCGUUCAUGGACGUCCACGAGGAGAGACGUAGUGUCGUCGCCAAUCCGUUCUUUAACGCCCAGGAAAUGCAGAGAUCACGCACACUGACGCGCAGUCGCAGCAACAGCCGUACGAGUCGUACUCGCAGUGUGAGCCAAGGCCAUAGUCGUAACACCAGCCAUUCCACCAUCGGUCGGAGCCAGUCGUUCCGCGCUUCUAAUCCCUUCAUCGACGUGCACGAGAUCCCUGUAUCUCGUAUUGCGCCACCAGCCGCUAUCCACGUCCAACACGAUUCUGUCGCGAGCGGAUCCAGCGCUAACUUGUUCGGCGACCAUGCGAUGAGAUCACUCAUCGCAGCACUAGAAAUGACACAGGAGGAAGUGGAGGAACGCUUGCGCGUCGUGUCGAUGCAGGCGUCGACCAUAUCCGGAGUGUCAUCGUUGACAGGUCUCGAUGACGAAGAAACCGAUAUCGCGACUGUGCGGAAGUUCCCCAUGCCCCCUGCGGGCAACCGAUCCUCUCCGUGA